Opisthorchis viverrini is the source of this 4216-nucleotide messenger RNA. RefSeq lists its product as hypothetical. Gene Ontology annotation, cellular component: histone deacetylase complex. The transcript has 3 exons. Gene Ontology annotation, biological process: chromatin organization. Gene Ontology annotation, molecular function: histone deacetylase activity. NCBI's taxonomy places the organism in Eukaryota, Metazoa, Platyhelminthes, Trematoda, Opisthorchiida, Opisthorchiidae. The record is from RefSeq and is a predicted model, not a curated record. The coding region runs from base 1 to 3498 and encodes 1165 amino acids.
AUGGACCUGUCAUCGACCUCAAAGAUGCAGUGUGACCGAUAUAUGGAAAAAUCCGCAUGCGUGACAACCAGCGAGGCUCAGCUUACAAAGUUUAACUCAUUUGAGUCCGCCCUUUCGAUUACCAGGAAGAAUACAUUCCGAAGCAAAAGCAAGCAAGCUCUGUGCAGUAGCUUCCCUGAAGGUUCUGAUUCACAGGCUCUACCCACAGCAUUCAUCGUGACGACUGCUGGGCACACAUCUUCAACGCACUCUCAAGCGUCGUCAACUGGAUCCAUUAAAUCCGUAUCAAAGAAAGAAAAUUCAUCAGGAAAACCAGGAAAAGAUCGUGGAUGGAAUGCAACUGGAACGCAUUCUCAAUCGGGUCAUUCGUCUUCCAUAAGUUCGGAAGUUAGAGAACGGCUAAAAACGUGUGUCUUGAAUAAGCUAAAAAGCCAGGAACAAGAAAUUCGAAUUUUGAAUGGGGACUCAUUAAGAACGGAAGCGAAAGGGCUGGAUGUACAAAACACUCCUCUCAAGAUUAGUUGUUCGACCAAUCCCGCCGAUCCAACUUUCGGGCAGCUGUCACCCAGUUCGCAAAACCAGAAAACAGGAACUCGGUUAGAGUUAAAAAAUACCGAGGGCAACACAAAGAGUUUACCAAAUGAAAGUUUAUUUACAGAUAUAACCCACUCCAGCCUAAACUAUGGAAGUCUACAGUCACAUUGUUUGGGAUCGUUCCCAUAUGACAGAACGCACAAUACUCCUCAGAGGCACUCAUGUAAUCCUAAGUCUGGUGAUCAUCUACGAAAGACCAUGUCUGAACCAAGUCUAAAACCGCGCGGAACCGCAGUUUACCGACACCGCAGCCGCAUUGAACGUAGGCAUUUAAAUGCAUCUUCAGCCACUGCUGUGGCCGCUGCGAUGGCUGCUUCGGUUGGAAUGAAUGCUGGUACGGAGUUCAGCACAAGCCUUUAUCAGCAGCUUACAUCCAAUGCGAGGCAGAGACAAAUACAUUUAUUGCAGAAAACAGAGUCGCAACCGAUCGAUUCGGAUGUGCGCAUGGAUACGUCUGAAGAGGCUAACAUAAACUCGGAGGAGGUAAACGUAAACACAUCGGUCGAAGCAGGCGGAGAGACUGUCUCUCCAAAUGCCUUACUAGAACUCCUCGCUGCAGCCUCUGGAAUGCUGAACACCAGCUCUGGUGGUCUGGUUUCUAAUCUGUUUACUAAUGCCAUUGACUCCAAACCUGAAAGCGAUGUAACCAAGGGUCGCGCCUCAAACAAUACUACAAAUGCCAUUUCCCCACCGGGUAUUUUCCCCGCGGAACCUAGUGAUUUUCGUGCAAGUCUACCAAAUCUGACAAACGCCACGCCACUUCGGGUAGAUCAAACGAGUUUCCAAGCAGACUAUUCUGAUGCUAAGUUGAGAACACAGCCACAAAAGCCAAAUGAAGCCAGAGCACGGUCAUCGUCAUCGGCAGUCUCACGCACAGAAAGCCUACAACCAGCUGUGAGUCAUAAGAGUUCGGAAGCUGAUGGUAGUAAACCAAGCCAUCAGGCGUUCCAAAGGAAGCAUCAUACACUGGGUUUGAUAAGUCGAACUCGGUCCGCCCCACUGGGACUUGCUGGCAGCGGUAAUGCUAUGAGGUGUCUUCCUGGUUAUGGAAACAUCGCUAAUCUUCUGGGGUCACUAACAUGCAACUCCUCUGCGACCUCUGCCGCCAAUGUGUUGGCGAUGGAGGCUGUCACUUCCAACUUUGAGCCGAAUAGGUCGAGUAAAGAAGACGGUGAGGUUUUGUCACAGAAUAGUAUGGACCAAGAACAGACAUCUAAUGCAGCGCAGCAAGGCACUGAGGAACCACAAAGAAGUAAAGCUGUGAUGCAGUUAAGGAAGAAACUUUUGGAAAGAUCGGAAUUUGUGGUGUCGGAUCGAUCCGGCAUUGGAAGCAAUCGGACACCUAAUAAUUUGCUCAACGGACAUAACCCCAGCGCGUCGGGUGCGAGUAGUAAUCCGAUACUUGAGCGAACCUCCUCUAGUCCCGUGGUGAACAUGGUAUCAACAGUUCGCCAAGAAGGCAGAGCGGCCAGCGGAUUGGCUUCAAAGUGCCACCACCAACCUGGACGUCGUGCAACUCUAAGAGAAUUGCAGUGGGCACAUCACGACAUUUACACCAUUCUUUUUGGCAGUGAUCCUGCUAAUCGAUGUCGUAUUGCGCCGUCAUUACUGGCCACCGUACGUUUGUGUCGCCUGGACUGUGGAGGGGUCGGCGUAGAUUCGGAUACGACAUGGAACACGGCCGGACAGACAGCCCACGCAGCUAGGCUUGCCGCCGGAUGUGUAAUUGAUUUGGCUUGUCGCGUUCUGGCUGGCCAGUGUCCAAAUGGUUUUGCAUUGGUUCGACCACCUGGACAUCACGCUGAACCGGGUCAAGCAAUGGGUUUUUGUUAUUUCAAUUCAGUAGCAAUUGCUGCCCGACAGGCUCAAUACUUCCAUCCUUCACCAAUUUCUGCAGACGUUGAGGCACUCAAACGCUUCGGAAUCCACUCGGAUAUACCUAUCCAACCAAGCACAACUUCAUUACAAGCUAGGCGAGUUCUCAUUGUUGACUGGGAUAUACAUCAUGGAAAUGGUACCCAAACAGUGUUCUAUUCCGAUCCGUCCGUUCUCUACAUUUCACUUCACCGAUACGACGGCGGUGGCUUUUUUCCCGGUACAGGUGCUCCUGAGGAGAUAGGCAGUGGUCCAGGAAUAGGCUAUACUAUCAAUAUUGCCUGGCCAACUGGAGUGGUGAUGGCUGAUGCAGAGUACCUGGCCGCAUUUAGACUUAUUGUUCUCCCAGUAGCCUUAGAAUUUCAACCGGAUUUAGUCAUUGUUUCAGCCGGUUUUGAUGCAGCACCUGGACAUCCAGCUAGCCUUGGUGGAUAUAACGUAAGCCCUGCAGCAUUUGGCUGGAUGACAAGGCUGUUGUGCAACCAGAAGAUAGCCAGAGCACGCAUUGUGUUGGCUCUGGAAGGAGGUUAUGAGUUAAAUAGUCUAUGUGAAUGUACCGAGGCAUGUGUUCGGUCACUCUUAAUGUCGACCUACGAACAGCGAACCAGCUCAGAGGACUGUGACUUCAAACCGGAAUUAUUCGCACUUCCUGAAUCUGAGCUAAAACGCAUUCCUCACCCCGAUGCCAUAGACUGCCUCAUACACUUAGCACAUCUGCACUCAACCUAUUGGAACUGUUUCUCACGAGACAUUGACUUUGAUGAAGCCUCCUUACCGGCCAGCAGUUGGCUACCUUUCCAGACGGAUGAUUUCAAAUAUACCGAGAAUCGGUUGAAAAAACAUUUUGAAAAGCUAUCGAUGGCAACUGCUGAAGAGCGCCGAGCACGAACUAUAACAAAACAGAAUCAGUUAGAUGAAGAUGACUUCAUGUUCUGCUCGCAGCAACAGAAUGAGGUACCAAUCAAUUUGACCUUACGGCCAGCUAUAACGACGGAAAAUAUACUAACGUGUGUGCCAAAAAUGAGUUAGAUUGUCUAUCCAGUCAUUUUGAUGUAUUCAUCAAGAGACUUAUCUUCGCAACCGAAUGUAACAGAUGCCCCUACUCGCUUACUGUAUUCAAGAGUGAAAUCACAACACGAGAUAAACAGUACAUGGUACAACAAUACGAAACAGACUGGUCGUUUCAUAUUCACAAUUCUAUAGUACACACCCGGCGUUUUGUGAGUCGACUUGUACAAAUCAACCCAACCUCGGUUUAAUGUGCCACAUAUCCUUUGUGUUUUUGGUCACUCAUUUUCGUUCUCGGUGCACAUUCCAAUAUGUAAUUUCCCGUUGGAUUUGUUGAACAAAUCUUUCAACCCGGUGUGUAACCGUACACAAGAUGGUCCGCAGAGACCAUUCAACUAGGUAUCCUUGAUUUCUGCCGUGUGAGACGAACUGUCACAUGUGUCUGUGUGCAUAUUCCCAACAGCCUAUUUCUUUACUUGAUCAACAUGGAACUUGCAGAGAGACUCCCGGACAUGUUUCCAGCAUUUUCAGCAGCAGAGUCUGUCACAAUAGCACUACGGCUUUAUACGUGGUCCCAUCCGUGUAUAAUUAAUAUAUGUACAUCAUAUCCACAGCCCUUUCAAAUGCACUCAUCAGUGUUUUGUCCACUGACGUCAGUAUAGUGAUGUUUCACUCCCUGUUUCCUUUUUCACCGCUGUCAAGUUGUGCCUCUACUCACUGAGUGUAUUUUGUGCAUGCA